CUCAUCCAGAAACAAUUGCAGAUCAUAAUUAUAUAUACAAAGUCGAUUGGACUGAAGUUAACAAAAAUGUAAACUAUUAUAUUGGAGAAAAGGUAGGCUCUUCACUACAUGAUAAAGAGAAUAAAUUUAUAUUAUUCUAUCCAAUACAAUAUAAUGAAUUUAAUACUAGGGAUUAUAAUUCCAUUAUAGCAGUUGUUGAACAAUUUGAAAUAGAGAAACUG
This is a messenger RNA of Dentiscutata heterogama, 221 nucleotides long. NCBI's taxonomy places the organism in Eukaryota, Fungi, Glomeromycota, Glomeromycetes, Diversisporales, Gigasporaceae. The record is from the annotation of a GenBank genome assembly.